UCCACAUGCAGGUAUGACAGGAGCGGAGGGAAUCGUUGGAUCAUAUUCAAAGCAGGCUGCAUCUUGACGCACACACCGACUUGACGCGGACAACAACUGGGCAGAUUACAGAGGAUCAACAAAAAAAAACAUCAUCAACAACACACACACACACACACACACGACAAAAGAAAUCAUGAAGUUGGAAGUGCUGUGCGGGAACCACUAUGACAUGAAACAUUUCGAGAUGUCGAGUGAUGCAGAUGGAGGAAGUGUGCGCUCUUCUAGUUCUGCUGAGGAGGAGCUGGGGUCGGAUGGGGACUGCGUGGCGCACAGCCCUCCUCCACCUGUUACUCCGUGCGGCAGCAGCAAGUCAAAGCCGUACACACGGAGACCCAAACCCCCGUUCUCCUACAUCGCUCUCAUCGCCAUGGCUAUCCGGGACUCCCAGUGUGGUCGCCUGACUUUGGCGGAAAUAAACGAGUAUUUGAUGAAAAAGUUUCCCUUCUUUAGGGGCAGCUACACCGGCUGGAGAAACUCGGUGCGACACAACCUGUCACUUAACGACUGCUUUCUUAAAGUGCUCCGGGACCCAUCGAGACCCUGGGGGAAGGACAAUUACUGGAUGCUGAAUCCCCACAGCGAAUACACAUUUGCCGACGGCGUGUUUCGGCGCAGGAGAAAGCGCAUCAACAAGAGGUUCAGCGCGGCCCAGGAAGACUCCGAGAGAGCGGAGGAGCCGCGGAGCAGUGCGCCGUCUGCGGCCGUCACCAAGACGCACUCAGGUCCCAAGUUCACCAGUUCAUUUGCAAUAGACAGCAUUCUCAGCACGCCGUUCAAGAGAGACUCAAACAAGGAGCCGUUCCCUCCCCUCCCUGCCUUCACUUGGCCGUGCUACACUGAGCUAAUGACGCCUCACUCGAAUACACCUGCCUCAUUUCCGUGCGUAAAGGCGCAGUGCCACAUGGAGCCCUGUGCUGCUCCGCAUGUGUCAAACGACUUUGGCUUUGGCCUGCACGCCUCACAGACAGUCUUCGAAUAUCAGAGAUAAACUCUCUUUUAUGUGAUGAUUAAAUGAUUUCAACGUGCACUGAUGAUGGAGGGAAAGGACCAAACACCAAAGAAACGACUUUUCCCACUUGUGUUGGGGAUGACGUUGGCAUUACAUUGACUUAGAUAUUAUUGUGGUGGCAUGGUGUUACAUUUUUGUACCUCUGGUCAUUUGCUUUACAGCACUAUCAAAGAUAAUAUUUUAUAAACAUAUGUGUUUGUUGUACCUGUUACUGAAUUAAUGGUAAAUGUUGAUGUUAUUUCAAUAAACGUGUUAAAAUCGA
This is a messenger RNA of Solea senegalensis (Senegalese sole), 1313 nucleotides long. RefSeq names its product forkhead box Q1a (gene foxq1a). Bases 176 to 1030 code for a protein of 284 amino acids. The transcript has a single exon. Gene Ontology annotation, biological process: anatomical structure morphogenesis; cell differentiation; regulation of transcription by RNA polymerase II. The record is from RefSeq and is a predicted model, not a curated record. NCBI's taxonomy places the organism in Eukaryota, Metazoa, Chordata, Actinopteri, Pleuronectiformes, Soleidae. Gene Ontology annotation, molecular function: RNA polymerase II cis-regulatory region sequence-specific DNA binding; DNA-binding transcription factor activity, RNA polymerase II-specific.